Lasiodiplodia theobromae is the source of this 942-nucleotide messenger RNA. Its product is annotated as Glucose-6-phosphate isomerase. The record is from RefSeq and is a predicted model, not a curated record. Bases 1 to 942 code for a protein of 313 amino acids. NCBI's taxonomy places the organism in Eukaryota, Fungi, Ascomycota, Dothideomycetes, Botryosphaeriales, Botryosphaeriaceae. The transcript has 4 exons.
AUGGCGUCGCGCGCCCUAUCCCUGCGGCUGGUGCUAUCCCUGCUGCUCAGCUUCUAUCUGAACCUAGCACAUGCCGUCUCCAGCCAAGAGCCCUUGAAGCCCCUGGAAGCGCGCGGAUAUGCAAUCGGGGAGGCAGUUCCAGUCUCUUGCCUGAACAGAACCAUCGACACCGGCGAACACAUUACAGAUGCGUCGGGUCAACUCCAGUACAUCCCUUUCCCGGUCUGCAACGAGACGGGCAAGCCUCUGGAGCUUUAUUUUGGCGUCGAGAAAGAAAUGAACUGCACCAUCGACUUCAUCUCCGACCCUCUAUUCCACCUGCUCGAGUUCUACGUUCACAACGACGCGCCGCUCACCUGCCGCAUCCCCGCCCGCCCUCUCCCUUCCUCUUCUUCCCCGGACAACGACGACAAAGGUGGCGAGUACAGCGUGGACGACUUGACGGAGCGGAGCGGAGCGCUGGGCGGGCAGAGCGCGCUAUACACGCCGCUCAUCGUCGCUCUGACGGGCACGCUGCAGCUGUCGCACCUGCACAUCUCCAACCACCUCAACGUGCUCGUACACGCCGCGCCCAAGGCCAUCGCGCCCGGCACCAUCGACGCCGCCGCCGCGUACAGCGUCUCGCACGCGUCUAAGAACACUAAGAUCGUCAUCGGCGACACUUUGAGCCUCAAGCUCAGCGUCAGGUGGUACCCUAGCCCCACCCUGCCGAGCGGCUGGGCUGGCGUGGGCGGACAUGUGUACAUGAGCACCGUGGUAUAUUGCAUGCUGAGCGCCGGAGCGGCGACGGCGGUGUGUUUUGCGUGGUUCAGGGGGGUUGAGCUGCCGAGGAGGUUGAAGAGGUAUGGGAAGGAUAGGGCAAUUGGAGUCGAGAGCCAAAGAGGCUACAACGGUUAUGGACUGGGCGGAGGGUAUGGCUAUGCGGGUGGAAAGAGGGAUUGA